Messenger RNA from Thalassophryne amazonica, 1870 nucleotides. RefSeq names its product dihydropyrimidinase like 3 (gene dpysl3). The coding region runs from base 113 to 1840 and encodes 575 amino acids. NCBI's taxonomy places the organism in Eukaryota, Metazoa, Chordata, Actinopteri, Batrachoidiformes, Batrachoididae. Gene Ontology annotation, molecular function: hydrolase activity, acting on carbon-nitrogen (but not peptide) bonds, in cyclic amides. The record is from RefSeq and is a predicted model, not a curated record. Gene Ontology annotation, cellular component: cytoplasm; cytosol. The transcript has 14 exons. Gene Ontology annotation, biological process: actin crosslink formation.
GCAGAGGGCGGGGCAGCGUCAGAGAGAGAGGAGGAGGCGUCCGUGUGCGUGAGUCUGUUCACGGCGACAGAGGGACGAAGCUUCCCUGCAGCGAUCUCACAGGGGGAAUAAAAUGUCUUAUCAGGGCAAAAAGAACAUCCCAAAGAUCACAAGCGACAGGCUUCUGAUCAAAGGCGGGAGGAUUGUGAACGAUGAUCAGUCCUUCCACGCUGACAUCUACAUGGAGGAUGGCCUCAUUAAGCAAAUUGGCGACAACCUGAUCGUGCCCGGUGGAGUGAAGACCAUUGAGGCCAGUGGGAAGAUGGUGAUUCCCGGUGGAAUCGACAUCCACACCCACUUCCAGAUGCCAUACCGUGGAACCACAACUGUGGAUGACUUCACCCAGGGAUCAAAGGCUGCUCUGGCCGGGGGCACGACCAUGAUUGUGGACCAUGUGAUCCCAGAGCCAGGUAGUAGCCUAACAGAGGCCUACAAUCAGUGGAGGCAGUGGGCUGAUGAGAAAGCCUGCUGCGACUACUCCCUCCAUGUGGACAUCACCCACUGGAAUGACAGUGUAAAGCAGGAAGUGGACACUCUCAUCAAGGACAAGGGUGUGAACUCAUUCCAGGUGUACAUGGCUUACAAGGACUACUACCAGAUGACAAACAGUGAGCUGUAUGAAGUCUUCACCUUCCUGGCAGAGAGAGGAGGCAUCGCUCAGGUCCAUGCUGAAAACGGCGAAAUCAUCGCUGAGGAGCAGGCCCGAAUGCUGCAGAUGGGUAUCACCGGACCAGAGGGACACGUGCUGAGCAGGCCAGAGGAGCUGGAGGCAGAGGCUGUGUUUCGUGCCAUCACCAUCGCCAGCCAAACUAACUGUCCUCUGUAUGUGACCCGCGUCAUGAGCAAGAGCGCUGCAGACAUCAUCUCACAGGCCCGGAAAAAAGGAAAUGUUGUGUUUGGGGAGCCAAUCGCAGCAAGUCUGGGUACUGAUGGGACACAUUACUGGAGCAAGAACUGGGCCAAAGCAGCAUCUUUUGUAACAUCACCUCCAUUGAGCCCAGAUCCAACCACCCCAGACUAUCUGAACACACUGCUGUCCAGUGGUGACUUGAGCGUGACGGGCAGCGCUCACUGCACCUUCAGUGUAGCCCAGAAGGCCAUCGGUAAGGAUGAUUUCACUCAGAUCCCAGAAGGUGUCAACGGGGUGGAGGAGAGGAUGGCCCUCAUCUGGGACAAAGCUGUGACUACAGGGAAGAUGGAUGAGAACAUGUUUGUAAGCGUGACCAGCACCAAUGCAGCCAAGAUCCUGAACCUGUAUCCACGCAAGGGUCGGAUCGCUGUGGGCUCUGAUGCCGAUCUGGUCAUCUGGGACACAGACGCUGUCCGCACCAUUACUGCCAAGACACACAACUCAGCUGCUGAGUACAACGUGUUUGAGGGCAUGGAACUGCGUGGAGCCCCGCUAGUAGUGAUUUGUCAGGGGAAGAUUGUUCUUGAAGAUGGAACCUUGCAUAUCACCUCCGGCGUGGGUCGCUUUAUUCCUUGCUCGCCUUUCCCUGACUUUGCUUACAAGCGUGUUAAAGCCAGGAAGCAGCUGGCGGUCCUGAGGGCAGUACCCAGGGGGAUGUAUGACGGCCCUGUGUCUGAGUUCUCCAUGUCGCGCGGUGGUACCCCCUCAGCCUCGGCACGGACCUCUCCCACCAAACAGCCAGUCAGAAACCUGCACCAGUCUGGAUUUAGUCUAGCAGGUAACCCUGCACCAUGUGGUCCACCCACUCCUGACGAAACCCCCGUCAGGCCCGCUGGCCGGCGCAUUGUAGUGCCCCCUGGUGGCCGUUCCAACAUUACAUCCCUCAGUUAAAAAGUGAGACGAGGGCAGGGGAUGCAUCUC